GAAUAAUUUUAUGAACGACUGAACGUGUUUGCACUAUUUACAAACAAAAAAGCUGCCAAGCUGUCAUCGCUGUACCACAUAUCAAUUUCUGGGUUUAUUGAACAGCAUGGCAGAGUACAGUGAGGAUUUCAACAAAGUUCGACAGUUUGUUGCAAAAGUUACCAAAUUUUCCUCACAAUACAACAGCUCCAGCUGGUCGGCCAAUACAGUUAUCGGUCCUCCCAGAGUUUACCCACAAUAUGGGGAUCUACAUGGAGCAUGGGCAAGCUCUGAUAUUAAUGCCAACCAGUUUAUUGAGGUUAAAUAUAAUGAUAAAGUCUAUGUAAAUGAAAUCAACAUUUACGAGACUUACCAUGCAGGGGGCACUAGAAGUGUCAAGGUGAGGGAUCCUUCAGGAAAGUGGGAGACGAUAUACCAGACCAAAAAACUAGAGUGUAUCAAGAAAAGCAGGAUCUUCACACCAUCAAUUCAGAAACCAAACUAUCAAGUAAAUGAACUGAGAAUUGAAGUGGACUGCACGAAGGCUGGGACCUGGGUAGAAAUUGAUGCAGUGGAAUUAGUUGGGACAAGAUUCAAUUUUGAGGUUCCUCAGAUGCCUGCACAGUUGUCUGGUGACAUGGGCCAGCUGGUCAACAGUGACCUGUUCAGUGAUGUUCAGUUCUCGGUGGACGGUAGAAUUUUCCAUGGCCAUAAGGCUAUUCUGGUUGUUCGUUCCAACUUCUUUCAAGCCAUGUUCUGUGACCAAAUGAGAGAAAGUACUACGAGUGAACCAAUAGUAUUAAAGGAUGUUAGUGCUGAUGCAUUUGCUAUCAUUUUGCAUUUCAUUUACACCAAUGAGAUUGCUCAGAAUUCUGAUUGUCUUUUGUUGCUGGAAAUUUGGAGAGUUGCUGAUCAGUUCUGCUUAGAAGGUUUGAAAUCAAUGACUUUCAUCAGUCUGUGUUCCACCCUUAAUGUGGAGAACGUCGUGGACAUUUAUGUGGAGGCUGCAACCAAACUCCCCGUCAUAGAGGAUUUGAUGACAGCAGCUAUGCAGUUCAUGAGAUCCAGAAUGGACGAGAUUGUACGCCAGCCAAACUUUACCUCUCUACCCAAAGAUGUAAUGGUGGAGAUUAUUCAACACAUGACAGAGAAAUUGUCCCUCUCAGACUCCAAGUAAAAUGACCCGUCUCUGUUAUGAUAAAAGAAAGUACAUGUAUAUUUUGAAUAUAGGUUUUUAGAAACAUUUGAUAUACUGAUACUCAUUUUUGUGAGAGAGAAAAUUUGCUAUGUAAUUUUGUAUUUUUCACCAAAAAUCUUUUUAGUCAAUACAAGAUGAAAAAGUGCUGAAAUCUUGACAUAGAUUGACAUAGUUUUGAAAUGUUCUGUUGUUGAUAGAUUUUGUGUGCACUGACUGAAUCACACAGGUAUUUUCCGUGAACUACACACCUGUCAAUAGUUAUAUACAUACUGUGUACAUGUAGGUGAUGUUACUGUUAUGAUAUAACAUGUAGACGAGUAUUUGUUACGAUUUCUUUUUACAUAGUGCUAAAAUUUUAUCCCGUUUCAGGACUAGGGUUCAGGGCUAAGGUUUAGGGUUUGAUGACAGAGUUCAGGGACAAGACUAAGGGAUAGAAUUACGGGAUUGUAAACAUUUUUAACCCAUGUCCCCCUGAUAAUAAAGCUCAAGGAAAACCUGACAAUGUCAUUUAAUACAAUCAAUUGUUAAUCACCAUUUACAAAGAUGUUGUGCAUUAUAUCUUACUAAAUUCAUUUUAUAAAUUUGCAUGCAUUACUUCCAUGAUGGAGUUAAUCACAUGAACCCGGUAAUACAUGUACAGUACAGGUGCACUUGUACCGAGGAUGCACUUAUAUAAUCUCUGUAGUAUGAUGCCAAUAUAGUUGUUCUAAAGAUCCCACUACAAAUACAGGUCAUAUUUUCUACAUAUCAGGUAGUGUUAUUAUAUAUAUAUAUAUAUAUGAUAUCUUAUAAAUAAAAGAAUUGUUUGUUUUUAAGUCAGAAAGCCCCCCCCCCCCCCCCCCCCCCCCCCCUCCCCUCCUCCAGGGCCCUUCCUUCUUUUAUGACUUGCAAAUUAGGCAGAUCAGACCUAAUGCAGUCAGUGCAAUUUUGUAUCUGUGAUCUAUUUUUCCAUGUUAUUUAUUCGUAUUGUUUUCUAUAAACAAAGUAUUCUUUUUAUACUCUACAUCAAUGUUUUACCUGUAUUUAUAUUUCUAAAAUCAAAACCUUGUAUGUAUAUGUAUACUUUUAACAUACCAUGUAGUACUUAAGUGAUCUUUUCUCCUCAAAUCCCAGUUAUCGAUUCAUUUGAAUCAAUAAUCCUCGACUUGUGAAGAUGCUCAAAUCCUUGAAGUUGUUGAUUUUCUUGAAUUUGUUGAUUUUCUUGAAUUUGUUGAUUUUCUUAAAUUUGUUGAUUUUCUUGAAGUUGUUGAUUUUCUUGAAUUUGUUGUUUUUCUUAAAUUUGUUGAUUGAUUUUCUUGAUAUUGAGUGAUUUUCUUAGAAUUGAUGAUUAUUUUUAUGAAACACAUAUAUCGUGUUACAGCAUAUUUUUUCAGCAUUAACUUAAACUUGUCUUGACUUAUUUACACAUUUUAGUUUUAAAAAUACUUGAUUAAUAUUUUACUAAUGUCACUAUACAUUGUGCAUCAUUUGUUGUUAUAUAUGUACAAUAUAUAUAGAUUUUGUAUACUUUACACAUUUCAAGCUUAACUUUCCCUAAAUCACUCAGGUAAUCUUUGAAUAAAAUCUGUGAUACUC
Molecule: messenger RNA, 2752 nt
Organism: Ostrea edulis (European flat oyster)
Lineage: Eukaryota; Metazoa; Mollusca; Bivalvia; Ostreida; Ostreidae
Product: TD and POZ domain-containing protein 3-like
Exons: 9
Coding region: 107-1156 (349 amino acids)
Biological process (GO): proteasome-mediated ubiquitin-dependent protein catabolic process; regulation of proteolysis
Cellular component (GO): cytoplasm
Molecular function (GO): ubiquitin protein ligase binding
Source: RefSeq, a predicted model, not a curated record